Molecule: messenger RNA, 3949 nt
Organism: Mobula hypostoma (lesser devil ray)
Lineage: Eukaryota; Metazoa; Chordata; Chondrichthyes; Myliobatiformes; Myliobatidae
Product: NACHT, LRR and PYD domains-containing protein 3-like
Exons: 9
Coding region: 1220-3844 (874 amino acids)
Cellular component (GO): cytoplasm
Molecular function (GO): protein binding
Source: RefSeq, a predicted model, not a curated record
ACGAGGUAGAUCUGGCAGUGAUAUUUGUAUUAACAAAUAUUGUGGUAAUUCUCACUGGCCAUAAAUUAAAAUAGCAAAUUCUGCACUCGUUUGGUACUUUACUAUGAACCUCCUGUACCUAAUAAUGUGGCCACUGAGUGCAUGCCCGGGAUCUUCUGCUGCUUUCCCCGUCCGCUUCAAUGCUGACCACUGCGCUGUAUUGGCUGGUAUUCGAUAAAGACGGGGAUUUUAUUGUAUUCGCUGUUAUUUAGAUGAAGGAGAGGAGAUUUUAUCCACUAGUGGUUAGAUAAAUGAACUGAGCCUUUGCUGGGGACACUGAACAUCACGCGGAGACUAGACAGGAAUGUGGAGAACAUGUUUGCUGCUGUAGGGGGAGAUGAAACAGGUGAAGAUAGAUGAGGUUAUUUUACUGAGGUGGAACUAGUGUGUCUUUGGAAUUCUCUUCCUCAAAGGGAAAGAGAAGCAGAGCUUUCUUUCAAUGUGUUUAAUUCCACUGAACACAGAUUAUUGACAGUCAAGGGAAUGAUUUGUUCCAGGCGGUCGCAGGGAUGUGUCACUGAGAUCGCAGUGCGCCUGCGAUCAUAAAGAAUGGCGGAACAGGACAGAGGGAGCGAAUGUCCUAUAACUAUUUCAACAUGCCAGCAGCGCAGUCUGAGAGAUCAGAGAAAAAGUGAAUUUAAUGUCUGGUGUUUCUCCAUCGAUCUCAGACGAGGAACGGUUGAUGUAUUUGUAAAAUAAGUGCGAUGCCAGGCAAAUUCGCCAUCGGGAAAUAAUCAUAAUUUCUUAUGAUUCUACUGAGACAUGGUAGCUUGUUUCCAGAAAGUGAGUAAUAAACUGAAAGGGAAGGGCGUUCUAUCUUGCUGUUGAAUUUCACCGGUUGUUAUCUCUGGGAGUUGGUUAUCUCGGCACAGUUGCUCCCCAAUCGGCCCAUUACUGUAAUGGUACAACUGCGGCCUUCUGUUAAAACUGGCUUUCUAAACAAGCUGACAUUGACUUACCUCCUUCAGGCAGCACUUACAGAAUGCCCAGUGUUAAAAAAAAAACUCCAAAUGCAUAAUAUUUUACAAGAGUUGACAGCGCCCUUCCUUCUCUUCUCUCUGUGCAAUAAACCCACAGCGAUCUUUGCCCUGAGCUGUCGCUGGAGUUUAUAAUCUGACAAUAAACCGGUCCCAAGGUGAACAAUAAAUUAAAGCGACGACACCAGCAGAACCGAUCCAGGAUGCGGGUUGGGCUCCCUCCUGGGGCAGAUCAGAUUUUCGAGACAAAGCAUAAAAAUCUGACCAGAACUGUCCUCAAAAUGGAUAACGGAGCGAGCAGUGGAGGAGUUCCAGUGAUGUCAACAUCGGGAAAGGACACGGGUCCGAGCUCAGCGAUCACCGAGCUCCUGGCAGGCUGGAAUGAUUCCCAGCUGCUGCAGCUGACGGAUUUCUACCGGGACAGGCUGGAGCAGGCGAUGGAAGGAGGGGUGCACGGAGUGAGCCUGGCGUUAACGGCCGAGAAUCAGUUCAGUGGAGAGGAACAUCGGAAAAUCUCUGAUCUCGCUGAUAAGGGAGAGCGGGCGGACAGCUCUAAACUCCUCCUGAGCCUGGUGAUGGAGAAAGGCUCCCACGCCCGGAGGGUGAUGUGGGAAACCUUUGUGAAAAUGCGGAAUUGUGUCCCAAAUUUGGAGAAAAUACUGAAGGAAGUACAGAUAUAUGGUUGUGAUCCCUCCCAUCGACCAAUUCCCGCUCAACUUUUACUAGAGUUUCUCAGUGAGCUGAAAGAUGUUCAACAGAAACACAAGGAGACUCUGCGGGUACAAACUGAAUCACUGAGAGUCAACACGAUCCUGAUGAGGGAGAAGGUGAAGGUUUUCCAGCUGGUUGAUCGAUACGCUGAGCUCACGGUCAUUUCUACUGUUAGAGAUCGGAGACUGGUGGAACAUGAGCUGCUGGCAAGAGGCAGAGACCACGAGGAGUGGAGAGAGGAACAUCUCCACAGAGAGCUGGAAAAAAUCCGGACUGAUCAGCUGUUCCAGAGCAGCUUUUCCCGGAGUAAAUCCAAAUCUGGGAGUUCGGCAGCAGUGGCCGGAGUCCCGGGGGUCGGGAAAACAACAAUGGUACAAAAGAUUGUUUAUGACUGGGCCACAGGGAAAAUAUACCAACAGUUCCAGUUUGUCUUCAGUUUCAAAUUCCGGGAUUUAAACACAUUCACUUGUCAAAUAAACCUGAGGGAACUGAUUCUGGAUCAGUAUCCUUACUUUGGGAAUUUGCUCGGAGAGGUCUGGAAGAACCCAGAGGGAUUGCUGUUUAUAUUCGAUGGUUUGGAUGAAUUCAAUGACAAAAUUGAUUUUGCUGACAGUCGGAGAGACACAGAACCUCGGUCCACAUGCACAGAUCCUGAAUUCAAGUGCAAGGUGUCUGACAUUGUGUACAGUUUAAUCCAGCACAAGCUGCUCCCAGGGUGUUCAGUGCUGGUGACCACCCGUCCCACUGCGUUACAUUUAUUGGAAAUGGCAGAGAUCAGUGUCUGUGCUGAAAUCCUGGGAUUUGUUGGGAAGGAACGGGAGGAGUAUUUCAUCAGGCAUUUUAAAGAUCAGACGGUGGCAGCAGCUGUUUUCAAACACGUGAAGGAGAACGAGAUCCUGUACACCAUGAGCUACAACCCCUCCUACUGCUGGAUCCUCGCUCUGGCACUGGGCCCCUUCUUCACACAAAGAGUCAGGAACCCGCAGCGAGUUCCCAAGACCAUCACCCAACUGUACUCCUACUAUAUUUACAACAUCCUGAAAAACCAUGGCCGUAAGAUUGAGAAACCCCGUGAUGUGUUUCUCAGUCUUGGUCAGAUGGCCUUCAGAGGAGUGUCCCAGAAGAAAAUUGUGUUUACAGAUGGAGAUUUGAUCAAAUAUAAUCUGCAGCCUUCCCAGUUCCUGUCCGGGUUCCUGAUGGAGCUUUUGGAGAGAGAGGAUUCUGCCCGGUGUGUGGUGUACACAUUCCCACACCUCACCAUCCAAGAGUUUGUAGCUGCUAUCGCACAAUUCCUGAAUCUACAUCCCGAGGAUAUCCUGAAAUUCCUCACUGAAGCCCACAGCACGACAGAUGGGCGAUUUGAGGUAUUUCUCCGUUUUGUUGCUGGUCUCUCCAACCCAAUGACAGCUCGGGGCCUGGAGGAGUUUCUGGGCCCAUUUCCUCAUCAAACAACCUGCCGGGUGAUUGACUGGGUGAAGGAGGAGGUUAAACGUCAGAGUGGAAACACAUGGAGUGAAGCUGGUAGAAGGAGCCUCCUGAACACAUUGCACUACCUGUUUGAAUCUCAGAAUCGUGGACUGGCUCAGGCCACACUGGGAUCUGUGGAAACACUUUCAUUCAGUGGAAUAACACUAACCCCGAUUGACUGUGCUGUCCUGUCUCAUGUCAUCGGACUCUGUGAUACAAUAAAACACCUCAAUCUGGAGAGAUGCAACAUUCAGUGUGAAGGAAUCCAGCGGCUGGGACCCGGGCUGCACAAGUGCCAGGAUUUAAGACUGAGUGGUAAUGAACUGGGAGAUUCAGGAGUGAAACUGGUGUCCGUGGCUCUGAGGAACCCGGAGUGUAAAAUACAGAAACUGGGGCUGUGGAAUGUCGAUCUCACAGAUUCUGGUGCCGAGGAUCUCGUCUCCGCUCUGAGUACAAACCCAUCACUGACGGAGCUGGAACUGGGAUCAAACUCGCUGACAGACAGAUCUGUCCCUGCUCUCCAUCGCCUCAUACUGACCCUCCCGAGUCUGGAGCGGAUCGAUCUGUGGUUGAAUCGGUUCAGUGAGACCGGGGAGGAGGAACUGAGAUCUCUGCAGGAACCCAGACCCGGACUGACAGUGACCGUGUGAACAUCUGAAUGUGUGAACAUUCCCGCCCGCGGGAUGCCGACAUUUUGGCCGAUUCCCCGCCCUCCCCUUUAACUCCCCGCCCCCCACCUUCCCCUUACCUUUAAU